Molecule: messenger RNA, 1000 nt
Organism: Leptinotarsa decemlineata (Colorado potato beetle)
Lineage: Eukaryota; Metazoa; Arthropoda; Insecta; Coleoptera; Chrysomelidae
Product: histidine triad nucleotide-binding protein 3-like
Source: RefSeq, a predicted model, not a curated record
GAUCUGUGCUCAGGCAGAGAAACCACAAAAUUAUAUUCUGUGCAGAAACUGUCUCUCAGUACGAGGUUACGAUCAAAGAGUACACCAACUAAUUGGUGUAUUCUUGGUCACGGUCAAAGCACAGACACAGUUCAAGGAUCAAACAGUAAACAAGUCAGGAUCAGGAUUAUGAAUUACGAAUCGAAGAUCAGAAGCACAGUAGAAAACUAAAGACCUCUGUUGUACAAUAAGUACAUACAAUUUUUGUACAAAUUGUUGGUGUCUAUGGUUAGAAAUUUCAAGAAUUUUCAUCAGUUUAUGAAAAUACUUUAAAAUUCGUCAUAUACUCGUGAAUUCUACAAUACAAAUGACCAAUACAGUGAACUGUGUUUUUUGUAAAAUUAUAGCAGGAGAUAUGCCUGGAGAAAUUUUAUAUCAAGAUAGUGAUGUUGUUGUGAUUGAAGAUAUCAAACCAGCUGCCAGACAUCAUUAUUUAGCAAUACCUAGAGAGCAUAUAGAUAACGUUAACAAAUUAUCUACAUUGGAUCACAAAACUCUAGUUGGUAAAUUAGUUGAAUGUGGAAAAAAAUCCAUAGGGGAGAAUGGAGGAGAUUUAAAUGAUAUUCGUAUAGGUUUCCACUGCCCUCCAUUUAAUUCGAUUUCCCAUUUACAUCUCCAUAUAAUUUCACCAGCCUCUCAGAUGAAUUUCUUCAGCAGACUGGUUUUUAAGCCAAAUACUUGGUGGUUUCAGGCAGUCGAAGAAGUUCUGGUGAAGUUAUCUAAAGAAUGAUCAACAUUCCACUCACUCCUGAAUGCAAUUAGCUAUACAAAAAUAAUACCUAGUAUAUUCCAAACUAAAUGGAAAUAAACUCAUGUGAUUACAUAUGUCUAUUGAGAAUAUCCUUUCUUAUUGAAGUUUUUAUAUUCGAACAAACAUGUUACAAGUUCGGACUUCCACUGUCUGAAAAAGGUGAAAGGUUUGAAAUGUAUGGAAAAACAAAUAAAAUAAAAUUGAAUGAAA